AAAAAGAAAAGUACCAAAAACACAGCAGCAGCAACCACAACAACAAUCAACUAAAACGAGCUAAGCCAGCCCAGCAACGAAAUAUACGCACACACACGCACACCCCCACACACCCACACACACUCACAUAUAUAUACAUAUAAUGGCAGUGCCCUUUUAUCUGCCCGAGGGCGGCGCCGAUGACAUUGCCGCUAGCUCAUCGGCUAACUCGGGCGCCUCCUCCUCUUAUCCCUCCACCUCCUCAUCAUCCUCAUCGGGUGUUUCGUCCUCCUCAUCGGGCGCUUCGUCCUCGGCCUCAUCCUCGUCGGGCGCUUCCUCGUCGUCGGGCGCAUCGGACGGCGCCAGCAGCGUCGCGUCGCAGUCACCAAACACAACCACAUCGGCCACGCAGACGCCGAUGCAGUCGCCGCUGCCAAUGCAAACGGACCAUGUUUUAAUCGCACUCUGCGAAUGGUAUCAGCACCAUCAGCGCAACACUUCAGCCCCGCAAAUCUUUCAGUACCCGCCACCGCCCAGCCCCUCAUGCUCGAUACCCCAGUCGCCCAGCUUCACAAGCAACGAUAUAUUCUUUGCUCCCGGCACCCCCUGGCCACCACGCACGCCGCGCACCAGCAUCAGCUUUGCCGGCGUUGAGGAUUUCAAUGUCUAUCGACAGCCGUAUCCGGUGCCGGCGCCAUCGACGCCACAGCCAAUGCCACCGCAAGCGACGCUGGGUCCGCAGUCGGCGCCACCGUUGCACUACAGCCACAGUUAUCCGCAGACAUCACAGCAGAUGCUGCAACAUCAUCCGGCCUCCUAUGGACAACCGUUGCCAGCUGGCGCCUACUUUGCCACCUAUACGCCGCCACCCACGCCGAACACUGCGAAUGCCUCCACUUCCACCUCCACCUCCGCCUUUGGCUCUGCCUCCGCCUUCUGCCGACACGGUUACGGCACGGUCAUGGCAUCCACACCAUUGGCGCCAACUGGUCACAAAAUGCGAUUGCAGCGCAGCCAAUCGGAUGCGGCUAGACGCAAGCGGAUGACCUCGACUGGCGAGGAUGAGCGAGAGUAUCAGAGUGAUCAUGAGACCAGCUGGGAUGAAUUCGAUGAUCGCUAUGACAAUUUUACGGCUGGACGCGAACGCCUACAGGAGUUUAAUGGACGCAUACCGCCGCGCAAGAAGAAGACAAGCGGCGGCGGCGGCGGCGGCGGCGGCAACACGUGCAACACGCACAACUCGAAUCAAAGCCAAACCAACGAAAGCAGUCAGAGUCAACAACGGGGACGGGGACGGGAACGGGAACGGGAGCAGUCGGCGAAGGAAAAGCAGAAGGAGAAGAAACAGCAGAGCUUCACUUGGCCAACAGUUGUCACCGUCUUUGUGUUUGCCAUGGGCUGUGGCUUUUUUGCAGCGCGAUGAGUGCUAAACAGCAGCACCACCAAUAACAACAGCAACAAUAAUAUAAAUAACCAUAUACUUAAUUAAUGAUCCAUAGUGAAAUCAGCUAACGUAUAGUAAUCGCAUAUUCUACACAUACAUAGAUACAUAUGUGUAUUUAUAAGUGCAGUACAGUCAUCAAAUCAAAUCACAAUCACAUCAAAUCCAAUCAAAUCGAAAGUACGAGCACAGAAUGUAUUUGUAUAAAGUUAAGGAGGUUGACGGGACA
This is a messenger RNA of Drosophila grimshawi, 1649 nucleotides long. RefSeq names its product cell death protein hid (gene hid). Lineage: Eukaryota; Metazoa; Arthropoda; Insecta; Diptera; Drosophilidae. The record is from RefSeq and is a predicted model, not a curated record. The transcript is spliced from 4 exons. The coding region runs from base 143 to 1402 and encodes 419 amino acids.